AUGCUGCAAGGGAAAGCAGGCGCUAUCCUGGCUGCCGCAGCAUUGUCAAUCAUUCACUUCACAAAAUCAACGACAGCCAGCUAUGCCUUCUAUGUUGGCAAAGACCUCACAGCAGACGGCGGCGUUAUGGUUGGAGGUACAGGCGAAGAAGUCUCGAGCCAUUGGCUCCAAAUCUUCGCUGCCAAAGAUCACGGUCCGAAUGACACCAUCACAGUCGGUGUCACAGGAGAUGCGGUCUUACCAGGAGAGCUCAUCCAGAUUCCUCAAGUCAACCAUACCUUUCGCUAUAUCUCCAUGGAAUACUCGGACUAUGAAGGAUUUCCAGCUCCGCUUACCAAUGGCGGGCUGAGCGAGAAGGGAAUUGCCGUUCGUGAUGUCUGGUCUGAGUCGAGGAGUGAGCUGUGGGAGCUGGCUCAGACAUUGACGCCUCAGAAGGGUCUUCAAUAUAGUGAUCUUGCUCGAGUCGUUCUGGAGCGAGCUAGCACGGCUCGUGAAGGCGUGGAGAUCAUUGGUGACAUGAUUGUAAAGUAUGGCUAUGCGGACUAUGGCGGUAACAGUCAUCUCAUCGCCGACAAGGACGAAGGAUGGGUUGUUAUUGAGUUUGCUGGUGGUCAGAAGCUAUGGGCUGCGGAGCGCUUGCAUUCUAGCGAAGUUCGCGUGCUGUAUCCUGGCUACAUCCAAGACUUCCCGGUCGAUUUUGAGAACAGCACUGAAUAUAUGGGCUCUCCGAACCUGGUCUCUUUUGCCAUCGAGAAAGGCUGGUGGAAUCCCAAUGGCUCUGUUCCGUUCAACAUUUUCAAUGUGUACGGUCUACAAGGGAACUAUUCCGCUAGGGAUGGAGGCUUCAAGUACAUGUCACCGGCAGCUCUGGAAGAUGCUACAUAUGCCAUGGCUCCCGUGACUGAGCAAGACCUGAUUGAACGUGUGCGCGAUUACCGCAUCUCGGACGAUGAAGCAGGCUACGGACAGGUCGUAUCUCUGCGCGAAGGCAUCGAUGCAGACCUUCUGCGGAUUUGGAUUGCUCCGACAGGGUCUGUGACAGCACCUUUCAACCCGUGGUGGCUUGGCGUGAACAGCGUCUUGGCAGAAUACUCCGAACAUCGCUAUCUGACAGACGAAGCAUCUUCUUCCUUCCUGAAUCCCGACUUCCAGUAUGAAGAGGCUACUCACUUCGCCGGACGAGUCUUCAAGCAGAUCCUCUACUACACGUGCUCUGACCCACACAAAUAUCUUCCAAUUGUCCAAGAAGUUGUUCAUGGGCUCGAGAACGCUUCACGGACAGAUGUCGAGCUAUAUGAGAAGGCUGCAAAGCUUUUGAUUGAAGCAGGCGAUCGUGAUGGAGCGAAACAAUUGCUCACAACGUACUCGCAUGCGCGGGCAACGGAAGCAUUGAGUACGGGUCGUGUGCUUGUAGAUGCAUUGGAUGCAUACGUCAAGCUUACUGGCCGAUCCCGAGCGCCGACUGGCUCUCAGAUCAAUGAUUCUGGAGAAGGCAAUGAGACGGUAAACUGUUUGGUCGGUGCAGAUCCAGAUCAACCGAUUUGGAAACAGCCGCAGCAACCCUUGCGAAGAAAGAGAUUUUCCAAAGCAAGGCCUAGGAUGUGA
Messenger RNA from Pseudocercospora fijiensis CIRAD86, 1605 nucleotides. RefSeq lists its product as uncharacterized. The record is from RefSeq and is a predicted model, not a curated record. The transcript has a single exon. NCBI's taxonomy places the organism in Eukaryota, Fungi, Ascomycota, Dothideomycetes, Mycosphaerellales, Mycosphaerellaceae. Gene Ontology annotation, biological process: proteolysis. The coding region runs from base 1 to 1605 and encodes 534 amino acids. Gene Ontology annotation, molecular function: dipeptidase activity; cysteine-type exopeptidase activity.